GCACUGUGCAGCUGUGGUCCAGUACAUAAAGAUAACCAGAAGAUACUCAUAACUUCUAUUUCCUUCAUCAAUUCGAUACAUGAAUUCAUUAUUUAGUAAUGCGGGCGUCAUUGCGGAAGGGUGGCGUUACGUACCUACCUUAAAGUAGGUACUUGACUUCCAAUCAUCUCUUUAUAAUCAACCUAUCACCUAUCAUGAUCGCCUUGAGAUGAGUCUGAUCAACAUUUUCAUAGAUACUCUAUGAUUAAAACUAUCAUGGCUACCCAAAAUCCCCCACAAACAAUACCGAAUCUUAAGGACAAGAUCCCCAAGUUAGAGCCGCGCCGUCGACGGCCUCCACCAUCAAACCCCCUUCCACCACCAGAAACGCCUGCUUUACCGCCACCACCAGAUCCUUCAUCUCAUUCAUUCCAGGUUCCCACCCGGCGAAUCCUAUCUACCGAGGAUCAUAAACUCUUCCUCUCAUCACAAACUCGCACCCUCAUUCUAGCAUUUGUCUUCGGCCUCGCAGAUGCCGUAGUAGACACUCCUAUAUCAGCUAUCAAGGAUGACGACUGCAGUCCCAUCAUUAAAUCUAUCAUCGGUGUUCUCGAUGAGGUCGAAGCACUAGUUCUAGCCACCCCUCCCGACGAUGCCGACGGAUCGCGGUUUGGAAACAAGGUUUUCCGUACUUUUCUUGACAAGGCCAAAGCUACCAGUCCGUCUUGGCAUGAGAAGCUCGGUCUGACUUCCCAAGAUGCUAUCUCAGAGGUCGAGACGUACCUUAACCAGUCUUUUGGCAACCGGACCAGAAUAGACUAUGGCUCAGGUCAUGAAUUAAAUUUCAUAAUAUGGCUGCUAUGCUUGUAUCAGCUUCAGAUUGUGAAAAGAGCUGAUUUCAAAGCACUGGUCCUCAAGGUCUUUACCCGGUACCUAGAGCUUAUGCGAACAAUUCAAUCAACAUACUAUCUCGAGCCAGCUGGUUCCCAUGGCGUUUGGGGUCUAGACGACUACCAAUUCCUACCAUUUCUUUUCGGGGCCAGCCAGCUUCUCCAUCAUCCUUUUAUCACCCCAAUGGCGAUACACCAGGAACUAACCCUGGAAGAAUUUGGCCACGACUUCAUGUAUCUUGGUCAGGUGAACUUUGUUAACAGCACAAAGACCGUCAAAGGCCUACGUUGGCAUAGCCCGAUGCUAGACGACAUCUCGUCGGCGAAGAACUGGUCCAAGAUUGAGGGCGGUAUGAGAAGGAUGUUUGUCGAAGAGGUGCUCAAAAAGUUGCCAGUGAUGCAACACUUUCUCUUCGGUUCACUGGUCCCUGCCGUAGAGGGCAUGAGUACCGAGUCCGAAGCAGGCGUAUCGAAUGAAGAAAACGAUCCCGAAGGUGGAGGAGUGGUUGUUGAACACGAUGGAGUGAAACACGUGCACAAUGGUAGUAGCUGGGGCGAUUGCUGUGGUAUUAAGGUGCCCAGUGCAAUCGCCGCGUCCCAGGCGAUGCGGAAACAAGGUGCUGGGGAGCUACGCCGGAUACCGUUUGAUUAGGUCCCCGGUUGCUCCUAAGAAGAUGAAGACGAUGUUAUGAUAAAAUAUAAGGACAGGAGAUCCUGAUACCUCAAUAAACCUUCACGAUUGCGAUACUUUAUACUACGAUAUCAAGGCGCAAUAUCCAGUGUUAUAAUUCCAAUUAGUAGUGUCUUCUUGAACGACACAUAUAUCAUAACUAUGACAAAUUUAACCGAUAUUAUUCACAACCCGGCAACUCAACUGAACAGCUACGAAAGCAACCAGAACUGGGAUCUUAUUUAAUAACGUACCCAACCUUCAAA
Daldinia vernicosa is the source of this 1805-nucleotide messenger RNA. RefSeq names its product Phosphotyrosyl phosphatase activator. NCBI's taxonomy places the organism in Eukaryota, Fungi, Ascomycota, Sordariomycetes, Xylariales, Hypoxylaceae. Gene Ontology annotation, molecular function: protein tyrosine phosphatase activator activity; peptidyl-prolyl cis-trans isomerase activity. Bases 241 to 1521 code for a protein of 426 amino acids. The transcript has a single exon. The record is from RefSeq and is a predicted model, not a curated record. Gene Ontology annotation, biological process: mitotic spindle organization. Gene Ontology annotation, cellular component: cytoplasm; nucleus; protein phosphatase type 2A complex.